UUUUGUUGUGACAGCGGAGUAAGAACCCGGCGGGGGAGACGGUCAUAACAUAGUUUUUUUCAUCUCGGAGCAACAAUGGCCUUCAGCAAGGGAUAUCGCAUUUACCACAAGCUGGAUCCACCACCUUACAGUGUCAUAGUGGAAACUAGGACCAGGGAGGAAUGCCUCAUGUUCGAAUCAGGCGCUGUUGCUGUUUUGUCCGCAGCAGAGAAGGAGGCCAUUAAAAAUACAUACAGCAAGAUUGUUGAUGCCUAUGGAAUUCUGGGUGUCCUUCGCUUGAACUUGGGUGACUCCAUGCUUCACAGUCUCGUGGUUGUAACAGGAUGCAGCUCUGUGGGCAAGGUGCAGGACUCAGAGGUUUUCAGAGUCACACAGACAGACUUUAUUUCUCUGAAGAAUGACCCAGGAGAUGAAGACCGGAUUGCUGAGGUGCGAAAAGUCCUUAACUCAGGACACUUCUACUUUGCCUGGUCUUCCACUGGAGUCAGCAUGGACUUGAGUCUCAAUGCACAUCGCAGGAUCUUAGAAGACACUACAGAUAACCGCUUCUUUUGGAACCAAUCUCUGCACCUGCACCUAAAACAUUACGGAGUAAACUGUGAUGACUGGCUGCUGAGGCUGAUGUGUGGCGGUGUGGAGAUCAGGACCAUCUAUGCAGGGCACAAACAGGCCAAGGCCUGCAUCUUUUCCCGCCUCAGCUCAGAGCGAGCCGGCACUCGAUUCAAUGUCCGAGGAACAAAUGAUGACGGACAGGUGGCGAACUUUGUGGAGACUGAACAGGUUAUUUUCCUGGAUGACAGAGUUUCAUCCUUCAUACAGAUCCGUGGGUCUAUUCCUCUUUUCUGGGAACAGCCAGGAAUCCAGAAAAAGUCCAUUAAGGGUGUUUUGUUGCAACUGAAUGAGAAUCGGCACCCUAAUGGACUGGAUGAGAACCCCCACCUGGUUGGUUCUCAUCGCGUCAAACUCUCAAGGGGAUUUGAGGCAAAUGCACCAGCAUUCGAAAGACACUUUACCGCGCUGCGGAGGUUGUAUGGCAAGCAAGUGAUCAUCAACCUGCUUGGAAGUAAGGAAGGAGAACACAUGCUCAGCAAAGCAUUUCAGAGUCACUUAAAGGCGUCAGAGCAUGCAUCAUCAGUGAAAAUGGUGAACUUUGACUACCAUCAAAACGUGAAGGGUGGCAAAGCAGACAAACUCCACAGUGUCCUCAAACCCCAGCUCAGCAAAUUUGUAGAAGAAUGUGGGUUCUUUUACUACGCUGGAGACAUAGGCAUUGCAAGGACUCAGGGAGGGACCAUCAGGACCAACUGUCUGGACUGUUUGGACAGAACCAACAGUGUCCAAGCCUUUUUUGCUCUUGAGAUGCUGCCUAAGCAAUUGGAACAAAUGGGUUUGACAGAGAAACCGCAGCUGGUGGCCCGGUUCCAGGAGGUUUUUAGGACCAUGUGGUCAGCCAACGGUGAUUCUGUCAGUAAGAUCUACGCAGGCACAGGUGCCCUGGAUGGAAAGGCCAAGGCGGGAAAGCUAAAAGAUGGAGCUCGGUCUGUGACACGGACCAUCCAAAACAACUUCUUCGACAGCUCAAAGCAAGAAGCUAUAGACAUCCUGAGGCUGGGCUCUACACUCAACAGUGAUCUGGCAGACAAAGCUCGGGCCUUGCUCACUACUUCCAGUCUUUAUGUCACUGAGCCUGUCUUACAAUCAGCCUCCCCAAGAGUAUUGCUGGGAAUGUGUCAGAAUUACCAUAAAUACACAAGGCCCAAGCAGAUCCGGGUUUGUGUCGGCACCUGGAAUGUUAACGGGGGUAAACAGUUCCGCAGCAUUGCUUUCCGUAACCAGACACUCAACGACUGGCUGUUGGAUGCCCCAAAGAAGGCCGGCCAUCCCGAGUUUCAGGACACCAAAGCCAACCCCAUAGAUAUCUUUGCAAUCGGAUUUGAGGAAAUGGUUGAACUGAAUGCUGGCAACAUUGUCAGUGCCAGCACUACUAACCAGAAACUGUGGGCAGCUGAGCUCCAAAAAAACAUCUCCCGGGACCACAAGUAUGUGCUACUUGCUUCAGAGCAGCUGGUGGGAGUGUGUCUGUUUGUCUUCAUCCGCCCACAGCAUGCACCAUUCAUCAGAGAUGUAGCUGUAGAUACCGUAAAAACCGGAAUGGGUGGAGCCACAGGUAAUAAAGGAGGCGUGGCCAUCCGUCUGCUGUUCCACACCACCAGCAUCUGCUUCGUCUGCUCCCACUUUGCUGCCGGCCAAUCGCAGGUCAAGGAGAGGAACGACGACUACAGCGAGAUCACACGCAGACUCAGCUUCCCCAUGGGUCGUCUGCUGUACUCACAUGACUACGUGUUCUGGUGUGGAGACUUUAACUAUCGAAUCAGCCUCCCCAAUGAGGAAGUGAAAGAGCUCAUCAAACAACAAAGCUGGGAUGCCCUGACAGCUGGGGACCAGUUAUUGGACCAGAAGAAUGCUGGUUUGGUCUUCAGAGGUUUUAUUGAGGGAAAGUUGGAUUUCGCCCCAACCUACAAGUAUGACCUCUUCUCAGAAGAUUAUGACACCAGUGAGAAGUGCCGCACACCAGCCUGGACUGACCGCAUACUUUGGAAGAGGAGAAAGUGGAACUUUGACAAAACAGCUGAGGAGAUGAAUGUAGUAGGAGCAGCUUCUACAUCUGUGGAGAAUGAGGACGAUCCAGACAAUCCCUGGAGCCCUGGCACUUUAAAGUACUACGGCAGAGCAGAGCUGAAGACCUCAGAUCACAGGCCUGUGGUGGCAAUAAUGGAUGUAGACAUCCUGGAGGUCGACCCGGAGGCCCGUCACCAAGUCUACAAAGAUGUCAUUGCCCUGCAGGGGCCUCCAGACGGUACCAUCCUGGUGUCACUCUGCACCUCCGGCCCUGAUGACUACUUUGAUGAUCCACUCAUAGACGAGCUGUUGGACAAGUUUGCUAAUUUUGGAGAGGUCAUCCUCAUCAGGUUUGUUGAGGAGAAAAUGUGGGUGACCUUCCUUGAGGGUUACUCUGCCCUGGCUGCACUGUCUCUCAGCGCUUCCACUGUCCUUGGCAAGAUGAUUGACAUCCGUCUGAAGAGUCCAGGCUGGAUCAAGAGUCUGGAGGAGGAGAUGAGUGUGGAGAGGAUCUGUGGAAGCAUUCCUACAUCAGCCAGCUCCACCCUGCUUGCCGAAGACACGGACAUGGGUGACGACGAUUACGAUAUGGAAGGUGAUGUAGACGAGGAGGUGGAGGAGAUUCUUCCCCAGCAUCUGCAGCCUGGAGCAGGCUCUGGCCCAGGAUCCUCCCCUCUCCCUUCUCCCCGCGGUAGUCCCUGUCCCUCCCCUACCCAUGGAGAACCUGCUGCCCCCAGCAGGCCUGGUCGUGCACCACAACCUUCCCGACCAUCACAAGGACCACCUGUUGAUUUCCAGCCUGGUGCCCCCACAGCUCAAGGCAUGGAGCCAAAACGCCCGCCUCCCCCUCGUCCUAACGCGCCCCCAGCUAGACCCGCACCACCUCAACGUCCACCACCACCUUCAGGUCGAGGCCAGGCAGCCGGAGCUCCUGGACCUGGCGGUGUUUCCAGACCAAAUAUUCCUCCUCGAGCUGGAGUGAUCAGUAUGCCCCCUCAGGCUCGCCCACCACCUCCCGCUCACCCUGGAGCACCCAGGCCCAUCCCAGAGGUGCAUCCUGGGGCCCCUCGGCCGAUUCCAGACACCCACCCCGGUGCCCCACGACCUGUGCCCAGUGGCCAAGUCAAACCAACAGACCUGCCUCUGGGUCCCCCUCCCUUAGGUCCUCCACCCUCAGGACCUCCUCCUGCAGGCCCUCCUGCUGGGAAACCCCAGGUUUCAUCACCCAUGCAGCCACCCAUGCAGCCUCAGCCAGCUGCCCCUUCAUCUCAGUCUCAACUCCCACCACCGAUGCAGCCCACACUUCCAGCUCCUCUCCAGCCACAGCAAGCUCCUAAAGCAGCGGCUUCCCCCGCUGUUGCUGCUGCCGCCGCCGCCCCUUCUGGGCCUCAACAGGGUCUAGCCUCGCCUAAACCCCCACCACGUUCCCGCUCCUCUCAUGCUCUGCCGCCUGAUGCUGCCAAGUCUGAUACAGCCCCAGCUGCACAGACCAAUGGACUGAAUGGAAUCCAAAGAGAAGCACAAUGGAAGCCCGACCCCUUUGACACACUUGCAUCUGACUUCCUGUCCUCCUCAACCUCCUCCUCAUCUACCUGGCACACCACCCAGUCCCUGACCAGAGGCUCUUCUCUGCGUUCUCCCCCCUCCGUUCCUCCAUCUGCGUUUUCCUCCACCACGCUCCCUUCAUCCUUCUCUGCCCAGUCCUCUGCUCUAUCAGACCUGCAGGCUUUCGAUUCCUCCUCCUCUUCCUCACUCUCCACUCCAUCACCAUUUGCUUCCUCGCUGCUCCCACCUCCCCCGGUCCCUUCUCGCAGUCGCUCUCAGGAGACGCUGCGUGCCUCCCCUAGCCCCCUCCCGACUGACCUGCUGCCCGCCCGACCCAGCAGCACCAAUCCCUUCACAGGCCCACUAGCGCAGCAGCAUCAGCAGCGGCGAGCGCUCACCCCAGACUUCAGCUUCCAGCAUCAAGCCCCAACAGCAAACCUUCAAAGAACCAUGUCUGCUCUCAAUCCACCACUCAUCCCCACCCCUGCAGCUGCACCCACCUCCCAGCUCCACAGGACCACCUCCCUGUUUGGACCAUCAUCCAGUCUUAAUCCCUCACCAGCUCCUCUGCUCCCUCUCGCCCCUGAACUGUCUCCCGCCCCUGCCCUGCCUCUGGCUCCGCCCUCCUCCACUCCACUUGCCUUUGCACCUCGUCGCCAGCCACCUCCCCCAGGAGGGAAACCAGCUCAGCAGUGGGUCACUUUUGAUGAUGAUUUGGAUUUUCCACCUUCAACCAAAACACAGCAGAACCCUGUCUUCCCUUCCAGUUCUCUACUGUCCCAAAGUCAGACUCAGCCUUCAAGCUCUGUGUUUGACUCAGAGCCCAAGUGGUUGUCCUCUGCCCCUGCAGCAUUCCCUACGCUCCCUCCUCCCAUCCCAGAUAGAACUGCAACCAGUAACAAAAGGCUCCCAGAGGGACCCAGUGACAACUGCUUGUUCCCAAGGGAGUCGACGGAAAGAUAGGAUCACCCUUCACAUAUAAAGGGCAUAUCCAGAUAUGUAUAGAUCUAUGAUAAAUGUGUAUAUGUGUGUGUGUAUGUACAAAAGAGACAGUAUUUAAGAAGAAUAGACCAAUCCCCUUCUGAGUCACAGGAAAGGAUUUAUAUCUGGAGCAGUAACGUGAGAAGUGAGUGAGCCUAAAUGUGUGUUCUAACUUUACGACAGAGAUGUUUGCUUGUUCCCUGAUAUUAACACUUAUUUUACUAUGAAUCGUUCUGACGUUUAUUUUUAUUUAUGGCAGCAAACAUGUGCCUGUGUCUUACCAUAUAUUGUUAUAUAAACUAUAUCUAUACGCACAAAUCGUGUGUAACCACCUGUGCAAUAUCAAGACACGUUUGUGUGGCUGUGCAGCACGCUGCAUUUGCUUGCGAGGUUUCACCUAAAUCUGUGUACCUUCGCAGCCACUACAUCUGCUGACACACUGUGGUUCAUAUCCCUCAUUCUGACGGAUCUGUUCAUCAGAGUGGAAUUCUCAGAGGUCAAUGGUAACCUUCUACUUUCUUGGUUUUGUCUCAUAGCAGGAGGCUACACACUGCAGGUUUUGCAUUUGCCCCCACAUUUGCUGCUGCAUGCAGCAAUCAGGUUGCUUUGACUUGCGAGGAUGCAAAUUUAAAAGUGACAUUGUGUGCUUGCUUUUACCAUGAAUGUACUUUACUUUGCACUGGGUUUUGUCAUCGCCUCGCUGCUGACACCACAGUGUCAAAUUGAACAGCACGAGUCCAAGUCAGUCAAACUGUUCACUGCCACAGGACUGAUGCUCUGUAAUAUCUCAUCCACAUGACAGUAAGGCAUUACGUAUUUUCUCUAUUCAGUCAUCUUUUUUUUUUUGUUGAUAGGUGGUUAUGCUCAGCUGGAGGUAUUUUGUAGCUCUAUAUCAAAAACCUAUACAUAGUGAUUAUGUAUAAAUGUAUGUUUUCAAUAUGGAAACUACUCGCUAAAUGUGUGUAUACGUGAUGACCAUGUUAGUGGUUUGCACAAAGUAACUGAUAUGCACUGAAAUGCUGUGUGUGCUCUCCAGGUUGUAUUGUGUGUUGAUGGCAUCAAUUGAGGGCCUGCAGAUUGAACAGAUGUGAGCGCUGUUUAAUUUCCCUCCACUCUGCAGUGUUUGGAUCCUUCUAGAUUUAUCCAAAGCAUCCAACCAUACUGUUGUAAAUUCAGAGAAUGUGGUGUGCUUGUGUGUGUACUGUUGCUCAGAGUACGAAGACGAUGUGAUUCUGGUCUGUGGACACGGCAGCGAGCACCUGCCAUCCAUAAUAACAAGAGGGCACUUUUUUUUUUUUACUUCAACGUUUUGUUUUUUGGAAAAAGUCAUGCUUAUCAUUUCUAAUAGCAUUUACUCUAAAAUAAUCUACUAUCGUUACUGUGGUGAGAAGUGAUGUAAUGUAUUUGAGGUGCAUAUCGUCCUUUGUCGUGUUUAACAGUGUUUGUGUUUGGAUGUGGGUGUGUGUACAGAGUUAAGAGUGGAAUACCAGAGUUGUUCCCUUAGGAAGUCUUCUCUUUUCAGUACAAGCAGUGUAUUUCCUUACAGGUUCUGAACUAACAGCCACUGUAUUCACUCGCUCAUGGCUGUAACUGUGUAUUUUCUCUCUUGCCUGCCAGCGGCUACGGAAAGGCUUCACUGUAUGCGAAAAUGCUAACAAUACAAGGCAGGACUUUUUUUUUUCUCAAAAAGCACGCACCACCUAAAUGAGAAUUCCCUUGUAGCAACACUUAACAGAUUAUUCACCACCUUGACUGAACUACACAGUAUGCUCAGGCGCAAAUGCAUCACCAGAUAACAUUUCCAGUUUACUGUUGUCUUUCUCAGGCGCAGUGUGGCCUCAGAUAGUAGUGUGAUUUGAAUGUUGGGUGUGAAACUCUUCUCAGCGUUUGCAGAUCCACUUGUGAUAUCUAACCCAUAGUUGUUUCCUCCAGUUGAGGGUGUUUGUUACUGAAACUCUCUGAUAUCUUUACCAUUCUUGAGGUAUGUGUGUGUGUGUAUGUGCGUGUGUGUGUGUGGUAUUGUCAGAGGUGAUGUGUCAGUAUUUCACCCUGUACUACCUACUUUCACUGCUGAUGGUCGGCAUUCAUGUUGACAGGGCAAUAGAUCAGCGGUCGUACCAUCCUCCCCGACACAACACACGCCAGCUGUUGGAGUCUAAACACACGCUGUUUGCCCCAGCCCUCGGAAAUUAUUUUACCGGCUUAAAUGUCUGAAAAGCAAUUUGAUGGAACACGGAAGAAGAAGAAGCAUCAGACUUAAGAAACUCCCAGCUAACUAAAGCUUCUACGCUCUGUUUAAACACAUGUAAAAUAAGACAAAAAAAAAAAAUCUUCAUUCACUGCAUCAGAAGCAGUAGCUAUCUAUGUAAGCAAGUGUAUCAGGCUGCCUUUGCUUACAUGUCAGUGUCAUCUCUUAAAUGCAUUUAUUGUGUUAUCCAAAUGUGCGCAGUAGAUACUGUAUCUGCAUUAACAGUAGGUGACUAGCCAGCGCUUUGUGUCAUGUCACGGUUCAAGAUGAGAUUUUAUAGGCAACAAAAUUGCUCCUUUUGUGAGGUUGGUGUCCCUUUUUAUGGCUAUAAUCCAUAGUAAAUAAGAGUCUGUGUUGUGGAACAUAUUCUGUAUGUAUUAAAGUGCAAAACAUGAAGCUGUAAUUCAUGUUAAUAUCCAACGUUCCAUAUUUUAAGUGCACAGCAGAUGGCACAUUUAUGUAUGAAGCAGUUUAUGUUGUAUGUAUGCAAAAUAAAUGUACGUUGACACAA
Messenger RNA from Stegastes partitus (bicolor damselfish), 7904 nucleotides. RefSeq names its product synaptojanin-1-like. The record is from RefSeq and is a predicted model, not a curated record. The transcript is spliced from 30 exons. Gene Ontology annotation, molecular function: nucleic acid binding; phosphatidylinositol-4,5-bisphosphate 5-phosphatase activity; SH3 domain binding. Gene Ontology annotation, biological process: synaptic vesicle endocytosis; phosphatidylinositol dephosphorylation. The coding region runs from base 76 to 5127 and encodes 1683 amino acids. Lineage: Eukaryota; Metazoa; Chordata; Actinopteri; Pomacentridae.